UUUCUUCUCCACCGAAAAUAUAUCAGCUGUUUCGAUAAACCCUAAUCAGUGCUCAUAAAACUCAAUCGAGAAAAUCUUCCUUUAGUUUUCAUAAUUCUCCACCCAAACUCACAUUACAAACAUGGUGCGAAGCUUAAAGAACCCUAAAAAGGCAAAACGCAAAAACAAGGUGUCAAAAAAAGGCGAAGGGUCGUCGUCAGAUGCCAUGCCAUCAAUGCCGGCGAAGGUAUGGCAACCGGGUGUGGACAAGCUGGAGGAAGGAGAGGAGCUGCAGUGCGACCCUUCUGCUUACAAUUCUCUCCAUGCCAUUAACAUUGGCUGGCCCUGCUUGAGCUUUGAUGUACUGCGUGAUUCGCUCGGGUUGGUGCGAACUGAGUUUCCCCAUACUGUAUACUGUGUUUCAGGAACACAAGCAGAGAAAGCUUCGUGGAACUCCAUUGGAAUAUUUAAACUAUCAAACAUUUCAGGAAAGAGACGUGACUUAGUGCCGAAAAAUGCAAAUACUGAUGGCUCUGACAUGGAGAGUGAUAGCAGUGACAGCGACGAUGAUGAUGAAGAGAAGGAUGGCAUAUCUGGGACACCUGUUUUGCAGCUACGCAAGGUUUUCCACGAAGGAUGUGUUAACAGAAUACGUGCAAUGCCACAAAACCCCCAUAUAUGUGCUUCGUGGGCAGAUACUGGUCAUGUUCAGGUAUGGGACUUCAGUUCGCAUUUAAGUGCUUUGGCAGAAUCAGAUACUGAAGUUAGCCGUGGAGGAUCUGCUUUGUCGAAUCAACCUCCUCUGGUUAAGUUUGGCGGGCAUAAGGAUGAAGGCUAUGCUAUAGACUGGAGUCCUCUUGUUGCUGGAAGGCUUGUGUCAGGGGACUGCAAGAAUAAUAUCCAUUUAUGGGAGCCAGCAUCUGGUUCAACAUGGAAUAUAGAUAGUAAUCCUUUUGUUGGACAUACUGAUAGUGUUGAAGAUUUACAGUGGAGUCCUACAGAACCUUUUGUGUUUGCCUCGUGCUCUGUGGAUGGAAAUAUUGCAAUUUGGGAUAGCCGUUUGGGGAAGUCUCCUGCAGCUUCAAUCAAGGCACAUAAAGCAGAUGUAAAUGUGAUAACAUGGAACAGGCUCGCAAGUUGCAUGCUGGCGUCUGGUAGUGAUGAUGGGACAUUUUCCAUCCGAGAUCUUAGACUGCUUAAGGAAGGAGAUGCUGUAGUGGCGCAUUUUGAAUACCAUAAACAUCCAAUUACAUCCAUUGAGUGGAGUCCACAUGAAGCCUCCACCUUGGCAGUAUCUUCAGCAGACAAUCAACUAACAAUAUGGGACCUUUCUCUAGAGAGGGAUGAGGAAGAGGAGAGCGAAUUCAAAGCCAAAACAAAAGAGCAAGUGAACGCCCCAUCAGAUUUGCCUCCGCAACUUCUCUUUGUUCAUCAGGGUCAAAAGGACUUGAAAGAACUUCAUUGGCAUUCACAGAUACCAGGAAUGAUCAUAUCCACCGCCGCAGAUGGUUUCAACGUACUAAUGCCUUCAAACAUUGAAACCGCUCUUCCUGCAAAUGAAGGUUAAAAGAUUCAGCAGUUCAUGCCAUGGGAAUUUGCAUCUGCUGAUGUGUUUUUAACUUUGCACCAGUUUUGUUCUGGAGUAUCUUCUUCCCUUGCCGUUGUAAAGUCAGACGAUUUUGAGUUUGCAUAAAGUUGUCCAGAAAAUAUUUAUUUUUUGGUGUUAAGAGCAUGAUGGAACGUUUUGUGACGAAAAUAUACUGCUGUUGUCUGAGAAUGGCAAAUAGAACUCUGUUUUACAUUGUUCUUCGACAA
Messenger RNA from Olea europaea var. sylvestris, 1794 nucleotides. RefSeq names its product glutamate-rich WD repeat-containing protein 1. The coding region runs from base 122 to 1546 and encodes 474 amino acids. The record is from RefSeq and is a predicted model, not a curated record. NCBI's taxonomy places the organism in Eukaryota, Viridiplantae, Streptophyta, Magnoliopsida, Lamiales, Oleaceae. The transcript is spliced from 12 exons. Gene Ontology annotation, molecular function: protein binding.